AUGCAAUGGCUGUGCCGCGCACACACAAUCAACCUACUGCUUCAGGACGUGUCCAAAUUGGAGGAUGUGCAACAGACUGUGACAGGGGCCGAGACGAUUACAGCGUACUUCAUGAAGAGGCCGCAGCUACUUGCACGAUUUAAGGAGGAGAAGCUAUCACUCGCUCUUGAUGACAGCACCAAUGCGUCCGGCCGCUCGUUUUCGGUGUCUGUUCCUACGCGCUGGUAUUCGUCGUAUCAAAGUCUCGUGAACGUGAUCCGGAAUAAGGAGGCAGUCAUUUGUGUUUUUAAUGAUGACGAAUUCAUGGAAGCGGACAAAGGAGCUAAGAGGCGUCGGAGGCAACCAGCACCAGUAGUCCCAACAACGACAUCGAGGAAGAGGAAAGUGAUCCGGCUGCUGAGCCCGAUCAUAAAGAAGCUUGGGUUGUUGGAGUCGGAUCGGUGUUGUAUAUUUUUGGUCUACUGGGCAUUUCCCAUUAGUAGUUUGGUCGAGGCGAGAUGGAAUUUUGCUCACACAGAAGCCAUGGGAAUCGCGUACUAUUUGGACCCUGCCCAGGAUCCCCGUAGAUUUGUGAACAAUGACCAGGGGCAGUCAAAAGAUCAGAUCGAGAUGGUGGCGAGGCGCCUGGGGUUUGCUUGGGAUUCGACCAGCCGUCAUACGAGACCCCGAGGUACGGCUGAUCUCGCAUCUCCAAGAAUCUGUCGUCCAUCAUUCCAUCAUGAGCCACGUCGAGCAGGUGGCAUCCCAUGUCCUUCGGUGAAGAAACACGCAAAUGCGGGCAGAGGGUCUUGA
Molecule: messenger RNA, 792 nt
Organism: Phytophthora sojae
Lineage: Eukaryota; Oomycota; Peronosporomycetes; Peronosporales; Peronosporaceae
Exons: 3
Coding region: 1-792 (263 amino acids)
Source: RefSeq, a predicted model, not a curated record